This is a messenger RNA of Austrofundulus limnaeus, 1816 nucleotides long. Its product is annotated as TBC1 domain family member 15. Gene Ontology annotation, molecular function: GTPase activator activity. The record is from RefSeq and is a predicted model, not a curated record. Gene Ontology annotation, biological process: activation of GTPase activity. NCBI's taxonomy places the organism in Eukaryota, Metazoa, Chordata, Actinopteri, Cyprinodontiformes, Rivulidae.
AAGUUUCGACGCGACCCGUACGUCUCCACGUUUGUCGGCUUAUCUAAGGUCACCAACUACCUCUUUGAUGCUCUGCGGGGGGCGGAGGAGCAGCAGCACCGCCCCCCAGAGGAGGUGGCAGACCUGCUGGGCGAAGUCAUCCCGGGUCUGGAGAUCAACCAGCAGGAGGAGCCAGGCUUCGAGGUCAUCACCAGGAUCGACCUGGGAGUGAGGCCUCAGGUGAGCCGCGGCGAGCCGCUGACAGCAGACGAGUGGAUCAGACACCACGACGCCGAGGGGAGGCUGCAGGGCGUCGAGCAGCUGCGGAACAAAAUCUUCAAGGGGGGCGUGUGUCACGCUGUGAGGAAGGAAGUCUGGAAGUUCCUGUUGGGGUUUUCUCCGUGGAGCAGCACGUCAGAAGACAGGAAGAGUCUGCAGAAAGCUAAAACAGAUGAGUACUUCAGGAUGAAGCUGCAGUGGAAAUCAAUGAGUGAGGAGCAGGAGAGCAGGAACUCCAAACUGAGGGACUACAGGAGUCUGAUUGAGAAAGAUGUGGACCGAACGGACCGAACAAACCCGUUCUACGAAGGUCUGAACAACCCGACCCUGACCCUGCUGCACGACAUCCUGAUGACCUACUGCAUGUACGACUUCGACCUGGGUUACGUUCAGGGAAUGAGCGACCUGCUGUCUCCCAUCCUCUUCGUCAUCGAGAGCGAGGACGAUGCCUUCUGGUGUUUCGUCUCCUUCAUGGACCAGAUGCACCAGAACUUCGAGGAGCAGAUGCAGGGCAUGAAGACCCAGCUGGUCCAGCUCAGCACGCUGCUCCGGCUGCUGGACCUGGCUUUCUGGAACUACCUGGAGUCUCAGGAGUCCGGCUACCUGUACUUCUGCUUCAGGUGGCUGCUGAUCCGCUUCAAGAGGGAGCUGAGCUUCCAGGACGUCCUGCGGCUCUGGGAGGUGAUGUGGACCGGGCUGCCCUGUCAGAACUUCCACCUGCUGGUCUGCUGUGCCAUCCUGGACUCUGAGAAGCAGAAGAUCAUGGAGGAGAACUACGGGUUCAACGAGAUCCUGAAGCACAUCAACGAGCUCUCCAUGAAACUCAACGUGGAGGAGAUCCUGCAGAAAGCUGAAGGCCUCUACCUGCAGAUCAGGAGCUGCAAGGACUUGCCUCGCUCAGUCAGCACCAUCCUAGGUUUGGACUCGGACUGCCCCUGUUCUGACCCGGCGACAGAACACGGAUCGGCCGCAGCUCCCCGUCCGGCCCGGAGGCAGGAGUUCUGCUCCAACGGACUCUGCAGAGACAACAGACCUCCUAACAGCUGCAGAGCAGAGUUCACAUAGUGACCCCAGGGUCCAGGAGGGGGGUGGAGCUAAAGGGGGUGGAGCCACACCUCCCUGACCACUAACCAGUGGGAAAAGGAGGGUGUAAAAACCGUAAAAAGUUAUAUAAAUUCUUAUUUUUCUAAUUCUUAUAUCUUUAGCCUGAUGUUUUCUAAAGCCAUGAACUGCAGGACAAACAGGAAGUGAUGUAAAACUCACCUGGACAAACAGGAAGUGAUGUAAAACUCACCUGGACAAACAGGAAGUGAUGUAAAACUCACCUGGACUUAUUGUCUGACAUGCUUUCCUUGAAUCAGAGCUGCAGUUCAGAACCUGUUGGUCUGGUUUUCCUUCCUGCUGCAGCUGAUCAGUAUUUGUAUCAUCGAUCAAUCAGCUCGUUCUCUUUCUUGAUUAUUAUUUUUUUAUCUGUAAAAUGUAAAAAAGCCAAAGUGACUUCCUGAACCUGCUCAGUUUGUACAGAUUCUGUUACUUUCAUUAAAACGCUGCCAACCAA